AUAUCAAAUUCUGAGACGCAUAAGUCAGUCGUGAUGUGAUAUGUGGCGUAUGUGCGUCUGGCCGCUAGAGGGCGCUGUGUGCGCCGAGCUGCGCAUGCGCAGUGUGCUUUGUGUACUUUCAUGUUGAUUCGGCUCUUCUCAGGACGCUCCGCGUUUUAAUCCGCAACCAUGAGCUUUUAUUCACUGCAGACUUCAAUAACACGAGCAGCGUUUUAAAUGUAGACUGACUGAGCUUCUUUGUUCCGGUCCAAUCGGAUUAUCGACGCGUUGUUCAGUGCGCAGUAUGUCUGAAUGCAUUAAUGUGCGUCAAAUCAUAGCUUUUUUAUUUUGUAAUGUUACGAGGGAUACUGUAACUUUCAAGAGGUACUCUGUUUAUGAGGAACCAUAAACACUCAGAGUGUGCUGCAGCAUUUGAAGUCUGAAUAAGGUCAGCAUGACCCUGGCGUUGACCCCUGCGGCCGUGUGCCAGUGCUUCACGCUGGUGUCGCUGUGCACGUCUAUCGCAGAUCCCAACUGGAUCCAGGUCCAGAACUGCUCUGAUUCGAGCAGCAAACUCAUCUACGGUGUGGCCUUCACACUGCACGCCUAUCAGAAUCUCACAGACACAGGUCCGUUGGGUGGGCUUCAUGGAUGGGGAAUGUGGCUGCUGUACUCUCUAGCCGUUCUCUGCUACAGCGCCGUCCUGUUUUCCAGUUCCUCUUUCCUGCUGGAUUUCCUCGGAGCAGCUGUCACUCACUCAAAGCUGGUGACGUCUCUGCACUUCUUGACAGCGUUCAUCUGCAUGACGGUUGUGGGUGUGUGUGUGGCCUGUAUGAGUGUGAUUGAGCACAACCUGCAGCGAGGAAAGACAGAAAGCAGCCCUGCGCUCUGCAUGUCUGCAGGAGAAAGCUUCUACAUCGAGAUGUUGGGCCUGCUCUUCUCCUUCAUAGCGUGCGCUUUGGCCCUCAAGGGUCAUCCUGAACCCAUCAGGGCCCGUGAGUACCUGAGCGUGGAUGGAGAAGACAGUGAUGCAGAGCCUUUGAUUGGUGGAGCUGAGAGGGAGGAGUGAACAGACGAGAGUUAUGCACUUCAUUUCUAAUGGCAGAAGAGCAAGAGCAAAGCUGAACAAGAGCUGCUGUUAGAUCAGGUGAUCUCGGAGCAUGUACAGAACGAAUGAAGGCUCCCAACUGUCGAGGUUCUCUGAACAAACGUUCCUCCAGGAAUGUUAUCUAGUCUUUAAUAAUGCUCUCAAAUCAAACGUUAUUUAUACAUCAUUUUCUGAAAUGUUUGAGUUGGAUGUUUUUUAAAUGUUGCUAAUUGUUUCAGAACAUUCCGAGAACAUUCAAAAGUAACAUUCCCGUAAUGUUUGCGAAAUUUUAAAACGGAAUGUUCUUGUAAAUGUUUGAAUAACCGAGAAUAAAACAUUUUCAAAUUUGUAAAAACUUGGACGUUUUAAAUGUUCGGAAAUAACGUUUUCAUAACUUAAUUGGAACAGCAGCCAAAUGUACUUCGAAUGUAUUUUUGUUAGCUUGAAUGUAGAAUUGACAGGAAUUAUGAAUUUAAUUACAUUACAAUUAAAAAUAAUUCAACAAUCACAAAACAGUGAAAACAUGUUGUUUUUAAAUGUCAUUAAUUCAGACUAAUUGUGACUAGCCUAUUUAUUUGCUGAUAUGUAGAACUCAUUUUUCAGAAUUGAUUUGAAAUUAAGUUAUUAAAGCACCACAUUGUUUUGACCCUGUAUAUAAUUCUCAGGGAUAAACUGGAGCAUUCUGGGUUUUAUAGCUAAAUAAUCCAUAAACUCAAAUUUAAUUUGGCGGGACUUUACAGUAAGAUUCAUGUUAAUAAUGAAUGACAUUCAGACAUUUAUAAGUGUGACUUAAGUGAAAAAAAAUAAUUUUUCCCCCCAACUGCUGUAUAUGAAUUCAAUUCAUAUUUCUUCAUUCUAAAAAUAUUAGUAACAUCAUCUAAUGUUUCUUAAAAUGGCCUAAAUGUUGUGUGAUGAGUGUAUGUUUAUGGGUCAUUUGUAGUGAAAAAUUAAAUGUCUAAUGAAUUUCUAAUCUCUAAUUCUACUUAAUUGGCAAUUC
This is a messenger RNA of Sinocyclocheilus grahami, 2063 nucleotides long. RefSeq names its product transmembrane protein 127-like. The transcript is spliced from 5 exons. Gene Ontology annotation, cellular component: membrane. Gene Ontology annotation, biological process: negative regulation of TOR signaling; negative regulation of cell population proliferation. Bases 434 to 1048 code for a protein of 204 amino acids. Lineage: Eukaryota; Metazoa; Chordata; Actinopteri; Cypriniformes; Cyprinidae. The record is from RefSeq and is a predicted model, not a curated record.